Molecule: messenger RNA, 1494 nt
Organism: Neurospora tetrasperma FGSC 2508
Lineage: Eukaryota; Fungi; Ascomycota; Sordariomycetes; Sordariales; Sordariaceae
Exons: 3
Coding region: 1-1272 (423 amino acids)
Source: RefSeq, a predicted model, not a curated record
AUGGGAAUCCAAAUCGUCGAGUCCUCGCUAGAACCGCCUCGAUCGUCUUUCGCGCAGCGGCAGCAGCAGCAGCAGCAACAAUACGGACCAUGGCACUACCGCGAUGCCCAGGAAGAGCAACCGGGAACAAGCAGUGCCGUAUCAACAGAAGUUCUCCCAGUUCAAGCUUCAGAACCAGCACCAGCACCUGCGACAGCAACAACCUCAUCAUGGCCAUCAUUCACCAUCCUAAUACCUUCUCCCUCUACUUCCCCAAUCAUCACAUUCCCACUUGCUCCCAUCAACCCGCCACAUCUAUCGCAUCUUGAGGCACAUGUCCUUGCCAGACCCAAAAGCCUCAAACGUUCUCGUCCCUGCACAGACGUAGACGGCCACAACACCGCCCCGCUCCCGUGCAAGAAGCGACGUUUGCGGCUAAACUUCGUCACCUCCCGUCUGUCCCAUCCCUUUUCGUUACCCGCUACGCACAUCCUUAACCGGGAAUCGAUCCUCAAGGGAGAUAAGAGGCUACGAAGUAUAGCGGCGGCAGCGAAUAGGAGGAUGGCCAUGGCUGGAUGGGGGUUUGGAGGAGUUGGGGGGCAAAAUGGGGGUGGCGGGGGAAUGGCGAUGGCGAUGGGAGGGAAUGGGAGUGCGGCAUCGUGGUUGAGGAAGAUGGCUGUCAUGAAUCGGUUUAGGAUGAGGAUGAUGGGGGAGGGUUUGGUGAGGGCUCAGCAGGCACAGGCUGUACAGGCACAGGCUGAUGAAGUUGGGCAAGGGAGAGGAGGAGGAGUACCUAUGAAACGAACAGCGCAAGGACAUCAUGGCUACGGACCCGGAACAAGUCAACAGCCUCCUCCACCCAGGGGCAGUCAAGCUGGUGGGCAACAAGUGCCGGUUCCAGUAAUAACAGGGUUUCCCCCGCCGGUGAUACACACCACCAUCUCCAACUUAGGACCAUCAACAUCAGCACCAUCAACACCACAACGCCUCUCUCCCUCUCCGCCCCUUCACCCACUUCACUCACCAGAUCUUCGGCCCACAGACGACCAAGACGAUCAAGAUUUUGACGACGAAGAUGUUGCCUUUCCUACAUCAGCGCACGAAAGUCGAUAUGAAGGCGAAGAUGAGGAAGAAGGGCAUGAAGUGUAUGCGGAUUUUGGGGUGUUAUUCGGCGGCGGCAGUGAGGAAGAUCUCGACGAGGAGGGUAAUAGCAUGUCUGGCGAGAUGAAUGGGGAGCAGCAGGAGUGUUUGGGUUUGGACAAUUGGGAUGGGAUUUCUUGGGGGGCUGCGUAGGUCUAACUAGGUGGUGAGCUGGUAUGGGUGAGGAGGUUAUGGAUGGGACGGGGUUGCGGACUGGGCGGCAUUGUCAUGUUAUUUACUACCGCAUCACUAAAAAUUGGGUGUAUCUAUCUGCUUUGGGCUUGGGGAGGACAUUGUGCUUUUCAGAGCAAGCUUUGCAUGUGAGCGGUUACAUAAAACAAAACAGAAGAAAGAACAUAGGUGGCAUUCUUCAGU